AUGACUCGUUCCUCUCAUUCAGGAGAAUUACAAUAUAUCCCUGAGAUUGAGAAAGUCGCAAGGCAACUAAGGAAAGAAACAAAGCAAAGAAAUAGCUCCUCGAGUUCUGAAGAGGUAAAUUCAACCUGUGAUCCAGUAAACGAGGAGGUUGCAAGUAAAAUGGCUGAACCAAAUAAUAGAACACUUAGGGAGUUAGCUGCACCGGAUCUAAACCAACAACCUCUAUGCAUAACAAUACCAAAUCUUGAGGUUGAUUUUGCUUUAAAAUAUGGUUUGAUUCAUUUACUCCCUAUUUUUCGAGGUUUGGCUGGUGAAGACCCACAUAAACACUUGAAAGAGUUUCAAGUAGUUUGUGCAGGUAUGAAACCACGUGGGGUGACUGAUGAGCAUAUAAGUCUUAGAGCAUUUCCAUUUUCAUUAAAAGAUAAAGCAAAAGAUUGGCUCUAUAAUCUUUCCCCUAAUUCAGUUAACACGUGGAAUGAUGUGAAAAAAUUAUUUCUAGAAAAAUUCUUCCCUGCAUCUAGGGCAACUAAUAUUAGGAAGGAAAUAUAUGGGAUAAGGCAAUGUACAGGUGAAACAUUGUAUGAGUAUUGGGAAAGAUUCAAGGAGUUGUGUUCUAGCUGUCCACACCAUCAAAUCUCAGACCAACACUUGAUACAAUACUUUUAUGAAGGGCUGUUACCUACAGAUAGAAGUAUGGUAGAUGCAGCUAGUGGUGGUUCUUUGGCUGACAAGACACCCACGGAUGCUAGACAAUUAAUAUCAACCAUGGCAGAAAAUUCUCAACAAUAUGGGACACGUGUGAAUGGAUCUAUUCGUAGAGUUAACGAGGUAAGUACUUCUCAACUUGAAAAUAAAAUUUCAGAUUUGACUACUCUUGUGCGUCAAAUGGCUGUAGGACAAAUGCAAUCUACGGGAGCAUGUGGAAUAUGUUCAUUUGUUGGGCAUCCCACAGACAUGUGCCCAACAUUGCAAAAUCCAAAUCAAGAGUUGAAUGCAAUAGGGGGAUUUCCUGGUCAACCCAACCGAAAAUAUGAUCCCUUUUCAAACCAGUAUAAUCCCGGAUGGAGAGAUCAUCCAAACUUGAGCUAUGGGAAUCAAGGGGCGCAACCAAGGUUUCAAAAUCAGAAUUUUAGACAAUUCCAAACACCUCAGCAACCUCAAUCCCAAGCUUCAAAUUUAGGUAUGUCUUUAGAUGAAAUUGUUAAAGCACUUGCUAAUAACACUCAACAGUUUCAACGAGAAACAAGAGCAAGUAUUCAACAAUUGGGCAAUCAAGUUUCUCAAUUAGCCACAUCUGUUAGCAAGUUGGAAGCCCAAGCUUCGGGGAAACUACCAUCACAAACGGAGGUAAACCCUAAAGAAAAUGUAAAUGCAAUCACAUUGAGGAGUGGUAAGCAACUUCAGCCUGAAUCUCCAUUAUCAGUGGAAGAGGAAAAAGAGGAAAAAUCAAAGGAGGAAAGUGAGUCUACGGCUAAUGAAAAAUCCAAGGUAAGUUCUGAAUCUUCUUUUGGUCAAUAUGAUUCAUCUCUACCCCCUUUUCCUUCAAGGUUAGCAAAAUCAAAAGAAGAACAUGAAAAUCAGAUUUUAGAAACCUUUAGGAAGGUAGAAGUCAACAUCCCCUUACUAGAAGCCAUAAAGCAAAUUCCUAAGUAUGCAAAGUUUCUAAAGGAACUUUGUACCAAUAAGAGGAAGUAG
This is a messenger RNA of Ipomoea nil (Japanese morning glory), 1698 nucleotides long. RefSeq lists its product as uncharacterized. The record is from RefSeq and is a predicted model, not a curated record. The transcript has a single exon. The coding region runs from base 1 to 1698 and encodes 565 amino acids. NCBI's taxonomy places the organism in Eukaryota, Viridiplantae, Streptophyta, Magnoliopsida, Solanales, Convolvulaceae.